CGGCCGCCCCGCCGACAAACAAAGGCGGCGGGAGCGGCUGGGGCAGUGCCGGGUCCCCGCGGGCGGGGAAGCCCCAUGGGCUCCGCGUCCCUGCUCGGGCAGGACAGGCCGAGCUGCAGCGGCGGUCUCAGGGCCUAAAUACGGAGUUUUGCCUCGUCUUGCCUAGGAACCCUGAGGACCUUGCAAUAUGAAUAAUUCUCUGGAGAACACCAUUUCCUUUGAAGAAUACAUCCGUGUGAAGGCACGAACGAUCCCCCAGCACAGGAUGAAGGAGUUUCUAGACUCCCUUGCUUCUAAGGGGCCAGAAGCUCUCCAGGAGUUUCAGCAGACAGCCACCACCACAAUGGUGUAUCAGCAGGGUGGCAACUGCAUUUACACGGACAGCACAGAGGUGGCUGGGUCUUUGCUUGAACUUGCUUGUCCUGUGACAACCAGUAUCCAGCAACAAACUCAGCCAGAGCAGCAGAUACAGGUUCAGCAACCCCAGCAAGUCCAGGUUCAGGUCCAGGUCCAGCAGUCACCGCAGCAGGUCUCCGCCCAGCAGCUCUCUCCGCAGCUCUCUGUCCAUCAGGCUUCGGAGCAGCCAAUACAGGUCCAAGUGCAGAUCCAAGGCCAGGCACAGCAGCAGGCAUCCCAGACAAUACAGAGUCAGUCUCUUCAGAGCCCCAGCCCAUCACAGCUGCAGGCAGCUCAGAUCCAAGUGCAGCAUGUGCAGACUGCCCAACAGAUCCAGGCUGCAGAACUACAGGAGGAACAUAUACAACACCAGCAGAUCCAAGCCCAACUUGUGGCAGGACAGGCCAUUACUGGUGGCCAGCAGAUCCAGAUCCAGACAGUUGGAGCACUGUCACCUCCACCUUCUCAACAAGGCUCCCCACGAGAGGGAGAGAGGCGAAUCAGCUCUGCGAGUGUCCUUCAGCCAGUGAAGAAACGUAAAGUGGAUAUGCCUAUUACUGUAUCGUAUGCUAUUUCAGGGCAGCCAGUUGCCACAGUGCUGGCCAUUCCUCAGGGCCAGCAGCAAAGUUAUGUCUCUUUAAGGCCAGACUUGUUAACAGUGGACAGUGCCCACCUGUACAGUGCCACUGGGACCAUUACUAGCCCCACUGGAGAGACGUGGACCAUCCCUGUUUACUCGGCUCAACCACGUGGUGACCUUCAGCAGCAAAACAUAACCCACAUUGCCAUCCCUCAGGAGGCCUACAAUGCUGUCCACGUCAGUGGCUCACCCACAACACUGGCUACAGUGAAGCUGGAAGAUGACAAGGAUAAGAUGGUGGGAAGUACUUCAGUAGUGAAGAACUCUCACGAGGAAGUGGUGCAGACUCUUGCUAAUUCGAUCUUUCCAGCACAGUUUAUGAAUGGCAACAUCCACAUUCCAGUGGCAGUGCAGGCUGUGGCAGGGACAUAUCAGAAUACAGCACAAACAGUGCACAUAUGGGACCCACAGCAGCAACAGCAGCAGCCUACACCCCAAGAGCAGGGGCAGCAGCAGCAGCUACAAGUAACUUGCUCAGCUCAAACUGUUCAGGUUGCUGAAGUUGAACAGCAGCCACAGCCACAGACUUCACCUGAACUUCUACUUCCAAACUCUCUGAAGCCAGAAGAAGGUCUUGAAGUGUGGAAAAGCUGGGCGCAGACCAAGAAUGCAGAGCUGGAAAAAGAAGCCCAAAAUAGACUAGCACCUAUUGGAAGGCGUCAGCUGCUGAGGUUCCAGGAAGAUCUCAUAUCUUCAGCUGUGGCUGAGCUGAAUUAUGGUCUGUGCUUAAUGACACGAGAAGCUCGGAAUGGUGAUGGUGAACCCUAUGAUCCAGAUGUGCUCUACUAUAUCUUCUUGUGUAUUCAGAAGUAUCUCUUUGAAAAUGGCCGGGUUGAUGACAUCUUCUCAGAUCUCUACUACAUUCGGUUCACUGAAUGGCUGCAUGAAGUUCUUAAGGACAUACAGCCCCGUGUUUCACCUCUUGGUUACAUCCUCUCCAGUCAUGUAACAGAAGAGAUGCUGUGGGAGUGUAAGCAGCUCGGAGCUCACUCCCCUUCCACCUUGCUUACUACACUGAUGUUUUUUAAUACAAAAUACUUCCUGUUGAAAACAGUAGACCAGCACAUGAAGCUGGCCUUCUCCAAGGUGCUGAGGCAGACCAAGAAGAACCCUUCUAAUCCCAAGGAUAAAAGCACGAGUAUCCGCUAUAUGAAGGCUCCAGGCAUGCACCAGACAGGACAGAAAGUUACAGAUGACAUGUAUGCAGAGCAGACUGAGAAUCCAGAGAACCCCCUGAGGUGUCCGAUAAAGCUGUAUGACUUCUACCUCUUCAAAUGCCCCCAGAGUGUGAAAGGCCGGAAUGACACAUUUUACUUGACACCAGAGCCAGUGGUGGCCCCCAACAGCCCUAUCUGGUAUUCCAUCCAGCCGAUCAGCAGAGAGCAGAUGGAGCAGAUGCUCACCCGGAUCCUGGUGAUACGAGAGAUUCAGGAAGCUCUUGCCGUGGCUAAUGCCAGCACCAUGCACUAAGGCAUCCUUCGUGGCUCAGAUGGGGUGGGGCAGGGUGAUGGGGGAGGGACAAGCAAAGAGAAAUUGUACAGACUUUUACACUAAAGGAGAUGCCUAAGUUUUUGGUUUUUUAUUGGUGUAGUUAUGAAGCCCUUUUAGGCUUCUUCUCUUUAAAAGAAUCUAAAGGAAAACCUACCCAUUGUGUAUACUACCCAACACACCAAACACCAAACUGUUGGAACCAUUGGAGGCUGCAUAUCCCCUGCAAGCUGGGAGCUGUGGAAAGCUGCUGGUUGACUCUGGGUUUUUUUUUUAUGAUGUAGAAAACAUGAACUACAGGAUUGGCCUGGUUGGCUGGGGCCUCUGUCUCCUUGGAGCCACGUGCAGCCUAGAGGGCACAGAAUGAUGGAUGGACCUGCUCAGCCAGUGGAGGAGAGGCAGGCAUCUUCUUUUCUUGUGCUUGGACGUUAAUUUGCUGUUAUCUUGGAAGAAAGAGGAGAGAGUGAACUGCAAUUAUGAUUUAUACAAAAAAAAACAAACCAACAAUUUCUAUUCAGACCUUUAAGUGACAUUUUUAGAUGUUAAAAGUACAAACUUUACCACACUCUUCUUUUUUGGCCUAACAUUGAGGCCUUAAACCUUGAGGCUUCUGUGCCUGAUGGAAUUCUUGUAACAUACACUUGUGUAUCAUAUAAAGAUACCACCCUGUUUCUCUUAUGUAUUCUUACUCUAGUUGUUUAUUAAGAAUGACGAGCACGUCUUUUCAACA
This is a messenger RNA of Cinclus cinclus, 3254 nucleotides long. It is a transcript of the gene QRICH1, whose product is annotated as glutamine rich 1. NCBI's taxonomy places the organism in Eukaryota, Metazoa, Chordata, Aves, Passeriformes, Cinclidae. The record is from RefSeq and is a predicted model, not a curated record. The transcript is spliced from 10 exons. The coding region runs from base 188 to 2506 and encodes 772 amino acids.